Molecule: messenger RNA, 888 nt
Organism: Daucus carota subsp. sativus
Lineage: Eukaryota; Viridiplantae; Streptophyta; Magnoliopsida; Apiales; Apiaceae
Exons: 2
Coding region: 1-888 (295 amino acids)
Source: RefSeq, a predicted model, not a curated record
AUGGCUGAUACACCAGUUGCUAGAGAAAGAGAUGAAUAUAAUACAUGGAAAAAAGAGGAGACUAGGUUACUGUUAAGACUUAUGGUUGAUGCUACGAAACAGGGAUGGUGUAUUAAUAGUGGUUCCCUCAGUAAAGAGACAGUUGAAAAACAAUUUUUGCCAUCUAUUAAUUCAAUAUUUGGUUGUAACAAAAAUUACAAUAAUUAUCAAAGCAGGUUGAGAUCAUUUAGAAAUCGAUGGCUCUCAUAUUCAUCGCUUUUGAAGUUCAAUUCUGCUUUUCGAUAUGACUCAACUUCAAAGAUGUUCACUGCUCCAAAUGAAGUAUGGGAUGAAUAUCUAAAGGCUCAUCCAGAAGGUGUUACUUUGCGUAAUAAAGUAUUGGAAGAUUAUGAAGACCUUCAAAUUAUUAUUGGAAAUACUGGGGCUAAUAAUAUUACAGAAAGAACAUUAGAAACUAAUGAAAUCAGUGAUAUACGCAUAGAUGACUUGGAUUAUGAUAUUAAUGAUGAGGGUUUUGUACAAAAAGAUAAUGGUUCAACAUUGGGUUCUUCUGAAAUUUUUAAGUUGAUCAAGAAAAAGCUUCCAAUUAAAAGAAGUAGAAAUGAUCAUGAGGAGGGUUCUAACUUAAACGAAAACACCCUUUUACCUAGCAUUUUGGAACAUGUUACUAAACUCGGAACAUCUCUGGAAAGAAUUAAUGACUCAUUGCAGAAAAGAGAAAAUGAGAUAACUACAUGGGAUGCUAUCAAGGAGGUACCAGAUGUUGAUGACCAUAUUCGUUUUGAGGCAUUUAACUUGCUCGACUGUGAAACAAAAAAGGAUGGUUUCUUGAAAAUGACUCUUGAAGAACGAGCAAGAUGGAUGCUAUAUAUGAUGGGAAACAAAUGA